AUGGCGGAUGAUUACCAUAGCAAAAAUCAGAAUUGGAUUGGCAUAUCAUUCUCAUUAGCAGACGCAUUAAGAGGCGAUAACGUGGACCAAUUCUUGAAAAUUUACGACGAUUUAUUACCAAAAGAAACUGAUUUUAAACAGAUAGAGCGCAUUAAAGAGCAAGCUCGCAUAUUGUCAGAAAUGGAUGAAGAAAGCUAUCAAAGCCAGCGACGUAGUAGUAACUCUAAUAGUAAUCCUAAUAAAAAUAAUCAUAGUACUGAUAGUGGUAACAGUUUUUCUACUAGUAAGAGUAGAAUUAAUCCAAAUAGUAGCAGUAACAGUGGUAAUGUCAAUAGCAGUGGUAGUAAAAAUAGUAGAAGCAAUAACGAGAAUUGGCGCGAUCCAAAUAACUGGAGGCUUAGAUCAACUGAACAUACUACGAGUAGCGGUCAGCCAUUUGGUAAGAGCAGCGAUAGACAGCGUGACGAAAGAGGUCAUCGAAGAUCAUAUGGUAGCGGGAGUAAUGAACAUAAAUUCUCCCCUGAUAAGCGUUCACAAUCUAGAAAUAAGACAAGAAAGAAUGAUUACUUGAUACGUGGCAAGAGUGGAAGAGGAAAUCGAGGUCAUAGAGAAAACAGUAUCGACGGUAGUCACCGUACAUCAUCACCAUCUCCUUCACGAUUACCUAAAGUCGAACCUAGUAAUUCUUCAGAGAUGACCCUUGAAGGCAAUAUUAUUGAUGGACGAAAAUCUUCUAAUGUUGAUUCUUCACCUAAGAUUAUUACAGAUCAGGAAUUGAAGAAUUUAGAUGAUAAUACCUCGCGAGGUUCUGAUGAAGGGCAUCAGACUAUUACCAACGAACCGCCCUUUGGCUUUCCACCGUCAGAAUCCCAGUUACUGCAGGCUAGUACCGAUCUGCUAUCGAAAGUAUCAGUAGAAGUCGCCGAAAACCGUGGCGAAGAUCGCAACCUUGAAGCUACUCAUGAUUCUGUUAAGCAGCUCAAAACAACAGCAAAAGACAACGCAAUGAUUCACGCCAAAAAUAAAGCAAGUCAACUUUCCAACAACCAUUUUUCCAGUGAAGGAAAAACAACGUAUCAAAAUAAAUCUAUACCGAAUUCAUUUAUGCAUAAAGAAGCUGCCGAUUAUUUAUUUCAAGAUACUGCUAUAAUUACAGAGAGACUUAGUAUUAGUACCAUUAUUCUGAUAACCCUUAGUACCUUAAUCCAUGAUAAAUUAAAAUACGAAUUAUCUAAUUUCUUUCGAUAUAAAAAGUACUGUGAGAGCUUAUUCGCAGGAUGGAAAAACAGUUUGAAGGAAAAUCAUCAUGAAUAUAAUGCCGAAAAUGGAGAUGCUGACAAUAAAUUAAGUAAAGGGCGGAAGGAGUAUCAUAGAGUAUAUUUACUAAUUGUUAUUUCUGAAGUCAGAACUAGUAACAGCUACAUAGCUAACAUGAUGCGAAUUGUCGAUCUUGGAUAG
Trichoplax adhaerens is the source of this 1458-nucleotide messenger RNA. RefSeq lists its product as uncharacterized. The transcript is spliced from 7 exons. The coding region runs from base 1 to 1458 and encodes 485 amino acids. Lineage: Eukaryota; Metazoa; Placozoa; Uniplacotomia; Trichoplacea; Trichoplacidae. The record is from RefSeq and is a predicted model, not a curated record.